This is a messenger RNA of Symbiodinium sp. CCMP2456, 2379 nucleotides long. The record is from the annotation of a GenBank genome assembly. Lineage: Eukaryota; Dinophyceae; Suessiales; Symbiodiniaceae.
AUGCUGCUCAUGAGCAUCACAGGGCCCUUCAUGGCCGCCGCGGGCGCUUUCCUCGGGAUGCUCAGUGGCGCUUUCCUGGGCUUUCUAGGAGGUCUCCUGCUGGCCCCUUUUACUUUUGGCAUCUCCAUCCCUGCGGCCGUGGCGAUCUGCGCGGUGCUGGGCGCGGCCAUCGAUGCCGCCACAGGUAUCAUGGAUGGCUGCUGGCAGGCAGCACCCAGUUGCAUCAGUGCUUCUUCUUUGGUUUCAGUCUACAAGUUACUGGACAAGCAGGAAACCGUGUCGACGACGAUGAUGAUGAUGCUGGCAUCGGGCGUGACAGUGGUAGCCACGCCCCUAGCCGUGGACCCAGCGCGGAUCAGCGCAGGCAUGAUCUAUGCGCUGGCCGGAUCACAGUCCUCGCUGAUACGAAUCGACCCCUACUCAGAGUAUGCUAUCGCGGAGCCAGAGGAGAGCGCAUCUUCUUCGCCCGCAUUCACUCAGCUGCUUGAGGCUUCAAGCUCCCUAUAUGCACUCCCCUGUGCAGCCCGGCAUGUUCUUCAGCUUUCGCCGACUUCCGGUGCUUCGCAGGACGUUGGACCCGACCUCGGCUUGCUCUCAUGUAAGUGGAGGCACGCGGCCGUGAGCCAAGGAGGCGAAAUCUACGCCAUGCCAUGGCAAGCGGAUCGCGUGCUGCGGAUUCAGCCCACGACCAGCAAAGUGUCGCUGCUGGGAUCUUUGUCCACGACUCCCGAGGGUAAGUAUGGUUUCUCCGUGCGAGCUGGUGGGUACGUUUGUGGCAUCCCAUGGGCUGCUACAGAGGUCACAUGUGUACAGACUUUGACGGAUUCCCUGGCUUCCUUCGGACACUUUCCUGUUGACGUGGCGAAGUGGCGCAAUGCUGCUGCGAAUGGAGAUGGAGUAAUCUUUGCCUUGCCGAUCUUGGCUUCGGCCAUCCUGAGGAUAGAUCCACGGGUGCGUGUCGCCGAGACUGUGGGAUCCCUUCCCUCAGGUCGCUUUCGGUGGACACCCGGGCCAAGCUUCAAGGAUCACCUGCUGGGACUUCCGGACUCAGAGUGCUCGAUUCUCUUGGCUGGCAUGGACCAUGGUCGUAUCGAGACGAGUCGUGGGUUCGACUGCCACGGAGUGAAGAUGCACAACUGGCGCUCGGCCGUGGUCGCAAAGACAGGGCAUGUCUAUGCCGUUCCCUUGUGGGCCACCUCGGUGCUGAAGAUCAGCGUCGACGGGGCCGUCGCCCAGGCCACCACCUUCGGCCAGUUCCAACCAAAGCUGGCAAAGUGGAACCAUGCAGUGUUGGCUGGCGAUGGAAACAUUUAUGGCGUCCCGUACUCCGUGGGGAAGGUGCUUCGGAUUCGACCCGACACGGAUGAGGUCUCAACUUUUGGAUCCUUUGAACCCGGACUGGCCAAGUGGCGAGAAGGAAUCCUCGCCGUCGACGGCUUCAUUUACUGCAUCCCUGAGACCGCGGUCACUAUCCUGAGGAUUGACCCUCGCCGUGGUCGAACCUCGCAGCUGACACUCCACGGACAGACUGGCGCCGGGGUAACGCCCUGGCCGAUGAUUCCAGUGGAGCCCGGGACCACGACGACUACGACGGUGCAAAUCAUGUGCUUUGACUUCGACUGCCCAGGGAGGUCGCAGUUGCGGGAGGACGCUGCCACGAUCGUUUGUCGCGAGGAGCCCUGUAGCCUCUCCUGCUGCCUCCGGAGCUGUGCAGACUUCGAUUGUCCCGAGGGCUACGCGCAGAAGGCGUCGGCUGCGAGCUUCAGCUGCGCCUCAGGUUUCUGUGGCAGCAAUGAUCUGCUCACCUGCUGCGACGUGGACCUGUUCUACCCAAACGUCUUGGUGCCGCUCCUCAUCUUCGCAUCCACUGGCUUCGCGUGCAUAUUUGCACAGACCCAGCGCUGUCGCAAAGAACAGCUUUCGUCGCAAAGGAAGUUCAGCAUCGCCUACUUCACUGUCCUGUUUGCCUGGGAUGUGUGCGACCAGACCGCUUCCUGGUGGUUCUGGGAGUACACUGCUGAUGUGGGAGCCUCUCAGGGCGUCCAAGUUGCCGCGAUGAUGUCCUCGAUGAUGGGGACAGGAGUGAUUCUAUUCGCCUUCUUCGGCGGCCUCUUUCUCACGACACCUCAGCUGCUGGACCAACGAUGCCCAGAGCUGAGCUACUCCGUCGCCGCCGGCUGCGCAGAUGUGGUUAUGCUGAUCGCGGUCUUUUGCUUUGAGAAUGAAGGCAAAGAUCAGGGCAGCUGGAUCAAGGUUCUGAACCUGAUAGCGACGCUCAUCGACUUUGUCCUCAAGGUGAUGCAGGCCGCCGCAGCUCUCUUCGGUGCGUCUUUGGACAGCGAGUCCUUCCUACUGGUGGCAGCGGAAUCGGAAGAAUGA